CAAUGCUCAACCCAUCCAUUAGAAGGUCAAGAAACAUAAGAUUUCUCUGAUGGCAAUUCCAAUUGCAGCAGUAGCUGGAGGUAUUGGAGGGGCAUUACUACUACUGGGAGUUAUACUAAUUUAUUAUUUCCUUAUGCAUCACUAUAAGAACUCUUCAAACAGGAACUCAGACAGUGCUUCAUCAGAUCCCCCUGCUGUUGUGGAGCCAAGAAGGGAAGGAGGGGAGAGCAGUUCAGAAGCAAAGGCAAGGGUGUUUAGGCUGAGAGAACUGGAGCAUGCCACCAAGCAUUUUGAUGACUCUCAUCUCAUUGGCUAUGGAAGCUUUGGUAUGGUUUUCAAAGGCCUGCUUUAUGAUGGAACCAUCGUCGCUAUCAAAAGGCGCUUGGCCGCUCCCCGGCAACAAUUCACUGAAGAGGUGGUUCACAUGUCAAUGGUGCACCAUAGGAACUUGGUGAGGCUUCUUGGAUACUGUCAAGAGAGUGGCUACCAAAUGCUAGUCUUUGAGUACUUGCCCAAUGGCAGCAUGCGCAAACACUUGUAUGAGACGGGAAUGGAUUCACACUCGACGAAGCUAGAAUUCAAGCAAAGGCUUUCGAUUGCUAGUGGAGCGUCAAAAGGUUUGUGUCAUUUGCACAACCAUCAGCCCCCAAUCUUGCAUGGUAACUUCAAGACAGCUAAUGUGUUGGUUGAUGAGAACUUCAUUGCCAAAGUUUCAGGCGUAGGGGUGUCAAGGCUACUCGAGACGAUAGACGAUGUAGGGCCUUCCCAUUCGGUAAAUCGGGCAAGCGUAUUCAGAGAUCCAGGUGUGGAUCAAAACACUUUGUUGGGUGAGGCAAGCGACGUUUAUAGCUUCGGGGUGUUCCUUUGGGAAUUAAUAACUGGAAGAGAGGCUUCACAUAUAGGUGGCUUGGGAUCAAAUGAACGUUUGCUUCAGUGGGUAGAAACACAUUUGAACGAGAAUGAUUUGGUGGAUCGACGGUUGUCAAGGAGUUUCACCAUGGAGGGAAUGGGGGAUUUCAUCAAACUAGCCAUGAGAUGCACAAGUUUUCCAAGUAAACAAAGACCUGCAAUGGAAGUGGUGGUUGUGGAACUAGACAAAAUUCUUGACAAGGAGAUCAUGCAUACAACAUUCAUGGGAGAGGGCACUACCACUGUUACUCUAGGCAGUCAACUAUUUACAAAUUAAUUAACAGCAUAGUAGUAUUUAUAUGUAUAUGAUUUCAAGACUUAACACAAAAACUAUCUGACAUAGGAGCUAAAUUGAUCUCAAUUAAUGUCAGCACUCCAAUUUGUAUGUAUUAGUUUUCAUUUAUUAAAGAAAUGUAUAUCUUCAUCACGCUGGCUCAAUAUCGACCUAAGAACCCACACAUGUUUUCAAGUGUUCUUGAUGGAACUCAUUAACACAUGAAAAAUGUCUAUACAUUUAUAACCAUAAAGCAUUGAGGUCUAACAAAACAUGUUCCCAUUGUUAUCAUAUUAACAAUCUACAUUUAUAUCAUGUUGUAUUUUGUUGCAAUGCAAG
Messenger RNA from Cuscuta epithymum, 1522 nucleotides. Lineage: Eukaryota; Viridiplantae; Streptophyta; Magnoliopsida; Solanales; Convolvulaceae. The record is from the annotation of a GenBank genome assembly.